AUGCAGGUUCUUUUCUCUUUUGUAACGUAUCAUUCUCUACCUGUAGUAACGUACCUUCCGCUUCCUUUAGUAACACACCUUUACCUCUUUAGUAACGUAUCUUCCCCUCCUUUUAAUAACUUAUCGUCUUCUCUCUUUAGUAACAUAUCUUUCUCUGUCGUUAGUAACGUAGCUUUUUCUCUUAACGUAUAUUCCUUCGUCAUUCGUAACAUAUCUUCCGCUAGCUAUAGUAAAGUAUUUUCUUCUGUAUUUAGUAACGAAUAUUCCUGUAUCUUUAACAAAACGUGGCUUUUCAUCUCUUUAGUAGCGUAUCUUCCUCUCUCUGUAGUAACGUAUUCUUCCUUCGUCUUUCGUAAUAUAUCUUCUACUCUCUAUAGUAACUUAUGUAUCUUCUUCUCUCUCUCUCUCUCUAGUAACAUAUCUUCCUCUCUUUCUAGUAACAUAUCUUCAACUCUCUUUAGUAACAUAUCUUCCUCUCUCUCUCUCUAUAGCAUAUAUUCCUCUCUCUCUAGUAACUUAACUUCCCCUCUAUCUAGUAACGUAUCUUCAUCUCUCUCUCUCUAUCUCUAUAAUGUGUCUUUCUCUCUAGUAACGUAUCCUCCUCCUCUCUCUCUAGUAAUGUAUCUUCCUCUCUCUUUACAAACAUAUCUUCCCCUCUCCCUAGUAACGUAUCUUCCUCUCUCCCUAGUAACGUAUCUUCCUCUCUCCCUAGUAACGUGUCUUCCUCUCUCUAUAACAUAUCUUCCUCUCUCUCUCUCUAGUAACGUCUCCUCCUCUCUCUCUCUCUAUAACAUAUCUUACUCUCUCUCUAGUAACGUAUCUUCUUCUCUCUCUAGUAACAUAUCUUCCUCUCUCUCUAUAUGUUCAUUAUCUAUCUAUCUAUCUAUCUAUCUAUCUAUCUAUCUAUCUAUCUAUCUAUCUAUCUCUAUUAAUAUUUAUAUAUCUAUCUCUUCAUAUCUAUCAAUCUAUCUGUCAAUCUAUGUUCAUAUAUAUAUAUAUAUAUAUAUAUAUAUAUAUAUAUCUCUUCAUAUCUAUCUAUCUAUCUAUCUAUCUAUCUAUCUAUCUAUCUAUCUAUCUCUGUUCAUGUCCAUAUAUGCAUGUUUCUUAUCUGUCUCUCUCUCUCUCUCUCUCUCUCUCUCUCUCUCUCUAUAUAUAUAUAUAUAUAUAUAUAUGUUCAUAUCUAUAUAUUCAUUUUUCAUAUCUAUCUAUCAAUCUCUCUAUCUCUGUUCAUAUCUAUAUAUCCAUUUCUCUUCAUUAUCUAUCUAUCUAUCUAUCUAUCUAUCUAUCUAUCUAUCUAUGUUCAUAACUAUAUAUCCAUGUCUCUUCAUAUCUAUCUAUCUAUCUAUCUAUCUAUCUAUCUAUCUACAAGCCUGUCAAUAUCGAUUUGUCAUCAUAUGCCAAAUGAUUUUUUUAAAAAUAAAUGUCUGUUCCGUUUUAGAUACGAUUAUAUUGAAUGGAAUUCGGUCAAAACUGACCACCUCGUUUUUGACGGGAUAUCGCCGACCGAAUGAUUCUCUUCCUCCGAUCCCAAACUGCAUUUCACGUUCACCAUCCCAGAAAUUCCUCGAUUAA
Acanthosepion pharaonis is the source of this 1572-nucleotide messenger RNA. NCBI's taxonomy places the organism in Eukaryota, Metazoa, Mollusca, Cephalopoda, Sepiida, Sepiidae. The record is from the annotation of a GenBank genome assembly.